Messenger RNA from Pyrgilauda ruficollis (rufous-necked snowfinch), 2547 nucleotides. It is a transcript of the gene DLST, whose product is annotated as dihydrolipoamide S-succinyltransferase. The transcript is spliced from 15 exons. Lineage: Eukaryota; Metazoa; Chordata; Aves; Passeriformes; Passeridae. Gene Ontology annotation, molecular function: dihydrolipoyllysine-residue succinyltransferase activity. Bases 85 to 1467 code for a protein of 460 amino acids. Gene Ontology annotation, biological process: tricarboxylic acid cycle. Gene Ontology annotation, cellular component: oxoglutarate dehydrogenase complex. The record is from RefSeq and is a predicted model, not a curated record.
CCCGCGCUUCCGCCUCGCGCCGGGCCUGCUUCCGGUGUCCGCCCUGCGGCCCCUCCCGCCGCCGCCGCCGCCGCCGCCGCCGCGAUGGUGCCGCUGUGGCGGUCCCGCUGCCUCGGCCGCGCGCUGGGCCGCUCGCUGCGCGCCCUGCGACAGGGGAACUGUACUCUGGCAAGAUGCCCUCUGUCUGGUGUGUCUGGGAGCCAGGGACUGGCUUACCCAAACAGCAGGAAGCUUGUAGUAAAUAGCUCCAGUGUCUUCACUGUCCGCUACUUCAGAACCACUGCGGUACAUAGGGAUGACGUGGUUACGGUGAACACACCAGCCUUUGCAGAGUCAGUCACAGAAGGAGAUGUCAGGUGGGAGAAAGCUGUUGGAGACACAGUGGCGGAAGAUGAAGUGGUGUGUGAGAUUGAAACAGACAAGACAUCAGUGCAAGUUCCAGCCCCAGCAGCUGGUGUGAUUGAAGCCCUUCUGGUACCUGAUGGUGGCAAAGUGGAAGGGGGGACACCUCUAUUCAAACUCAGGAAAACUGGAGCUGCUCCUGCCAAGGCUAAACCAGCAGCAGCCCCUCCUCCUCCUGCAGCCCCUGAACCUGUAGCUGCACCUGCUCCCCCCCCUGCUGCAGCACCAAUUCCCACUACAAUGCCACCAGUGCCGCCUGUGUCAACUCAGCCCAUCGACAGCAAGCCAGUGUCUGCUGUGAAGCCGGCUGCAGCCCCAGCGGCAGCCCCUCCUGGGGAGGCAGUGCCCACCAAAGGUGCCAGAUCAGAGCAUAGGGUGAAAAUGAAUAGGAUGCGUCAGCGUAUUGCUCAGCGGCUGAAAGAGGCUCAGAAUACUUGUGCCAUGCUGACCACUUUCAAUGAGAUUGAUAUGAGCAACAUCCGGGAGAUGAGAGCUGUACACAAGGAUACCUUUCUGAAAAAGCACAACUUGAAGCUAGGUUUCAUGUCAGCUUUUGUGAAAGCUGCAGCCUUUGCUCUGCAGGACCAGCCUGUUGUGAAUGCAGUGAUUGAUGACACGACCAAAGAGAUUGUGUACAGGGAUUAUGUGGACAUCAGUGUUGCUGUAGCAACUCCCCGGGGUCUGGUGGUCCCUGUGGUUAGGAAUGUAGAAAACAUGAACUUCGCUGACAUAGAGCGUGCUAUCUACGAGUUGGGGGAGAAGGCACGGAAGAAUGAACUGGCCAUUGAAGACAUGGAUGGCGGCACUUUCACAAUCAGCAAUGGUGGGGUUUUUGGGUCACUCUUUGGAACACCUAUCAUUAACCCACCCCAGUCUGCCAUCUUAGGCAUGCAUGCCAUCUUCGAUAGGCCUGUGGCUGUGGGAGGCAAGAUCGAGGUGCGGCCUAUGAUGUACGUGGCGCUGACCUACGAUCACCGGCUCAUCGACGGCAGAGAGGCCGUGACCUUCCUGCGCAAGAUCAAGGCAGCGGUGGAGGAUCCCCGCGUGCUGCUGCUCGACCUGUAGGGCAGCCACACCCCCACACAACCCACCCAGGACAGGGCCGCAGCACCAGCAGGGACGAUGCAGGGCAUUCAGGAAUUGGCAGGGGUCAUUCCAGUCUUUCUCCCUCCGCUGUGAUUGGAGCUGUCCCAGAGGGAAUUAUGGGGAUAGCUCCUACCUCCUUUCCUAUUUUGUUUAAUGAAGGUUUAGUAUCUCACAAGAACUUGCCGUGCAGUGGGCCAGCCACUGAAUGGCACUGCCUUUCCAGAGCCAUCUGUGUGGCAUCUUCUCCCUCGCAGCACCAAACUCUCACCUCUAGCUUGUCCUAUACCACUGGAAACUGCUUGCUGCUGCUGUGCUAGGGUACCCUUCCCUGCCCCUCCAUGGCAGGUUCAGCUUUACUGCCUAGCACUAAGGUUCCUGGGAGGGAGAGGAGAGGAGAGGAAAGGCUACUGUCCUGUCCAUGUUUUCCUUGAAAGUAUUUCACACUCAUCUGCCUUGCAAGGGUGGUCUGACCCCGAGGCCAUUUGCAGGAAAAGUUUUGGUCAGAGCAGGGCUUGAGAUAGUCGUGCUUCUGGCAGUGCCCUAGUUACACUCCCUCCACAGACAGUAACACGGGGUGGCAGCUCCCCUACUUUCCCUUGGCGAUUGUCUUUCACCAGCCCAGUCACUGUGGCGUGAAUAUUCUUGUUGGGGUGGGCAGAGCCCGUGACCUCUGUGGAGGUAGCACCGUUCCUGGGGACAACCCUUUCACCAUUACAUGCCCGACAUGGGGGUGAGAACCAGCCCCCAGCAGCUGUCCUUGGCACACAGCUCACUGGCGGUGGGUCUGCCUGCUGGCUUCCUGCGUGCGGGGGCUUGGCUGCUCCCAGCCGACACAGCUGGGGGGCCAGGCCUUUCACUGUAAUGUAUAUCCCAGCCCACGGGUGCUGGUUUUGGGGGGAGGGGGGCAGUUCUUAAUCUGAUAGCGCACACAUGAAUUGAGGGGUGAGGGGGUUGCUAGUGCCUGCAGAGUCUAUUACUCUUACCCCCUACACAGAACUUGUAACAAAAAUAUUUAACACAGCGGAUUUUAAAUGAAAUAAAACUGUGCAACGACUGCAA